CAGCGGCACUGGUGUCGCCCGGCGACAACGACGACGACGACGGGACGAUCGACGACGACGACGACGACGACGACGGUGAUCAUCAUCGCGCGUGUGUGUCGUCGAACGGAUGGACGUACGGAAAGUGGCAGCGAAGAGUGAAGAGUGCGCGAAAGCUUCUGGUGAACGACACGACGUUAUUGUACAUUACGUACGAACGCACGCGAAAUCGGAGUGAAUGGGAAAAAACGAUCGUGGUGGCACAGGGCACGGGAUACCAUCGUUGUCUGUCUCUCUACAUAGGAACUAGGUUACCGUCAGAUCGGACCGAUUGAUACGAGAGAUAGCGCGAGAUGUUUAUGGAAAGUGCGUGUCGUCGCGAAGAAAGUGUCUCGCAACGUCGUUCGUUCAUUUAAUUCGCGCAUUUUUUUUUAUGCGUCAACGAUUCUCUUUCGUGUGUGCUCUCUCUCUAUCUCUCUCUCUCUCCCUCCCUCCCUAUCUCUGUGUAUGUGAUUCUCUGUGCAUGUGUAAUCGUUUCUCGAUGUCUGCCGAUCCUGCACGGAGGCAGUAAGCAAAACAGCAGCUACCUAUCGAAGGGCUGUCGUCGUGUUGUGUCAACGUAACCCACGGCAGCAGCACCAUCACCACCACCACCAUCAUCAUCAUCACUACCACCGACGUCUCUUCAGUAAUUAAACCAAACAAAAUGGACACCGAGAUAACGAUUGAGCGAACAUUCGUGUAGUAGCCUCCCUCUCGUUCUCUCCGUCACUGCUUCUCCUCCUCCCCCUCCCCUUCCUCGCAUCUACCUGUUUUUUUUCUCUCGGUUUUCUUUAGAUGGACCUCGGAAAAGGGAGAUGGGAUCGCCGUUCGUACAAUUGCAGCAAGAGUUUGUAUUUACCAUGGGCACGUUACUGGCUAUAGAAGAGAUCGUACAAUAUUCUCAUAAACCUGAAAUGGGGACGAAGAGUCCUUCAGCGUAGACAUGGACUACGAUCUGUUUGGUGAAGAUGUCAGUGGCUCGAUGCUCGAGGCUCUUCCUGAUCUCGGAGGGAACGAUCAUUUCGAUCCUGCGCCUGCGAAUAAUCCCGUAGCGGUGUCCAGGGACGGUCUGAAUUCUGGCCCUAAUGGAGGAGGGAGUUACAUUAAUCAAUCUUAUAACAUUUCUCAAGAAUCUCCGAUACAGAAAUUAACCUCAUUCGGCGGAUCUGAAUUUGGUAGCUCGAAUCAAUUGCAAAAUCCGUCGCAGCGCAGUAUGUUUAACCAAAAUCUCGGCACGUUCGAUAGUGGCACCACACCUCAGCGUGCUAUGGUGCCAGGCGCCUUUCAAAAUCAGACCCGCAACAUUGCACCGCAACAGCACAGAGGGCCUCAUCCAGGUAGCGGCGCUCAGUAUCCUAGCUACAAUGACAAUAUGUACUCUAUGGAGCAACAACACUCGAUGGCUAGAGCCAACAUGAGUAUUGACCCCAGUCAGCAAGGUUGGCCGGGUAACGGAAGCGGAUACCCGCAAAUGCAGAGACAUUACAAUCAAAUGGCUCCGCAGCCUAGCACGUACAGACAACAUAUGCCACCGCAGUAUUCUCAUCAGCAAGACCAAGCUGGCGUUAUGAAUCAAAAGAUGCAGCAACAACAGCAGCAGCAGCAACAGCAGCAGCAGCAGCAGCAUUUCAGUAGUCAACAAGGAAUGAUAGGCAACAUGGGAGUUUUGCACCAAUCGAUGCAAGCCGGCGCGACCAGUGGUGUCUACCAGCAUAUAGUCGGACAACAGCAUUAUCAACAAGGUAAUUCGGUAGCAGCAAUGUAUCAGACGUCUCCCGGCUAUCCCGGUUUCGCCUCGGCUAUUCAUCAGCAACAACAGGCUCAGCAGGCGCCUCAAGCGAGAAUGCCGCAUCAUCAUCCGACGCAUCCGACACAUCAACCGCAUCCGUCUCAUCCUCAACAAUAUCCUCAGCAUCCCCCUCAGCAUCCGAACGCGCAACAACAACCGACGAUGGAUCCUCAAUAUCCUCAUCAUGCUACUUCGAUGUUCAAUCAACCGCAGCACUCGGCGCCGCCUCCGCAACAAUUCGGCGCGGCAGCGACGGCUAAGCACUCGACGAGUCCUCAGUAUCGUGCCGCGUUCCCGCAAUUGUCGCCGCAGAUGUCACCACGGCCGCAAAUGUCCCCGCGUCCGCCCGCGGUGCAGCAGCAGAUGUCUCCUCGACCCAUCAUGUCGCCCGCCAAACCUACACUGUCGCCACAUCCUCACGUUCAGCUUCCUCAUCAGCAGGGCAAUCAAUCUAACGCGAUGUCGGUGUCUCCGUGUCCACCCACGUCUAUGCAAAUGAACCCGUCGUCGCAGCAGCAACAGACUACUCUACAGGCUCUCGAACAGAUGGUGAUGCCGGGAGUCGCUGUUUCAAAUUCUAGCGUUCCCACUUCGGAUCAGUACAAUCAAUUUCAAACGCGUCCGCCGAUGUCGCAGACACCAAGUGUUCUGCCACAACAAUCGACGGCGCAGAGUCCGAUGCCGGCUCAAGUCGCGGGGCCUAGAAUGCCGAUGCCCACUCAAUGGCAAUCGCAUCCGCAGCAACAACAGCAACAGCAGACACAAAUCAGGCCGAAUAUCGGCGUCAACGAGGACAGAAGCGGUGUCGUUGAGCCUCAGCAGAUGCCGAUAGUAUCUGAACAGAAUGCUCCGAUGUUUCCCGUUAAUGGACCGGAGGCUGCUGUACAUAAUGUUGCGGAAACGGCGACAACGACGAGUACAACGACAACGAGAGAACCGGCGACGACAACGGAGAACAUCGUGCAAAACCCGAUCGAAGCCCCGAAGCAACCGGAACCUGAGUCUUCUUUGCAUCAGAGCAUUCAGCAGGGUUCACAAAUAGAUGCAGCUGCACAACUCGGUCCACCGCAAGUAGAUACCUCGGCACAAAAUAGCUCGCAGAACCAAUUAACUUUAGAUCAUACAUCUACAGCAGGAAAUAUACCUACGCCAUCGAAUAUAUCUUCGAUUGAAACGGUGCAGUCUCUUCCAGUAUCUAGUACAAGCGGAAAUAUGGAAUGCACAAAUGUGACUACAUCGUUACAACAACAGCAACAACAAACAGUUGCGCCAAUCCAAAAUCCUGUUUCUAGUAUCGAGAAUCAGAGUGUAUGCGAAACGAAAUCUCAAGAACAAGGUGUAGAAGUACAUCAAUCGCCCUUAAGUAGUACGACACAUCCGCAACAAGUUAUAGGACAGCAGCAAUCUAUUAAUUGUCCUCCGCAGCAACCAAUACAGCAGCAAUCAGUGCAGCAGCCAGCGGUACAGCAGCUUCAUUUGGCUCAGUCACAAAUAGUUCCAGCUCAGGCAACGAUAGCUCCUUCUCAGCCGCAGCUACAAUCGCCGCAACAGUCACAGAUGAUUCAGCCGCAACCUGCUCAGAUGAACCAGCAGCUGCAGCAACCACAGCAGCAAAUACCUCAGUCUCAAUCGCAACAACAACUGCAACAGAUUGCACCCGCUCAACAAUUGCAGAUUCCUCAACCUCAACAACCUAUAUUGAAUCAAGCACAGCCGCAACAAAUCUCGCCAACGCCUCAAUCCCAAUUGGGACAACCGCAACCACAAUUGGGACAAGCACAGUCUCAAUUGGGAGGGCAAUCGCAACCCCAAUUGGGACAACCGCAAGCUCAAUCACUGGCACAGACGCAGCCACCGCAGUUGGCACAAUCGGCGGCUCAGCAAGGUCCGACGUGCAUCACGCAACAGGCUCAAUCAACGACGACGACACCUCCGCAGGCGCAGGCAUCUCAUAUGCAACCUCAGCAGGUUGGUAUGCAGAUACCACCGAGCGCGCCGCUCAUACCAUCUCAGAUGCCUCCACAGCUGCAACCACCACCGAUGCAGAAUCAGGCAUCUCAGAUGCAAAAUCAAAACGCUCAGCAAGUACCCGCCGCGCAUUUGAACGCACAGCAGAUACCCGCGGUUAGUCAAACCGCCAGUAUAGUUUUGCCGCCGCAUCAAGCCGCGGUUCCCGUGCCAAAUUCGCAAACACCGCAUCAGUAUCAUCCUGGAGGCGACAUGAUCACCGGCAACACAAUACCGAACAUAUAUAGCAUGCCGGCUAAUCCUACACAAACCCCAGUCACGACGGGUGGCUUUGGCACGUCCUGCGCUCCUCUCACGCAUCAUCAAGAACGAGCUGCUCUGCAACAGCAGUUGCAAGAACUGUACUGCAUGCCUCCGGCUUCGGAAAAUCAGGAAAAGAUUGUUGCCCUGCAAGAGAAGUUACAGGCGUUGCAGCAACACGAGACGAAUGACCAGUGUAAUGGUGGUCCGCAAUGUAUACUCCAGACGCCGAUGUUUACAGCUGCUGUAGUCGAUAGUCCGCAGGUCUCCAGUACUACUGGACGUGGUCGUAGCAAAGGUACACAGCGAGCGAAGAAAAGUAGGAAAAAAGCUGACAAAGAGGCGUCCGCGCCUACUACUGCCAUUCAGCAACAACCCGAGCAGCCCUUGUCGGACAAUAAAGUCACGCCAGGCGAUAGUAGCAAUAUUGUAGACAGUGUUGCAGACUCGGAAGAUAUAAAGCCGUCUUCUGGAGAUAUGGAGGAGGAUUGGAAUAAAGGCAGAAAAUCACGCUCGCCACGGAAACCGCGCAAGCCGAAGGAACCUAAAGAGCCCAAAGAACCAAAGCCUAAGAAGGAGCCAAAACCACCAAAGGAACCAAAAUCCCCGAAAGUGGCAAGAAAGAGGAAUAAGGAUAAAGACAAAGAUUCCACAAAACGUAAUAGGAAAAAAAUUAUACAACCCGAAUCUGCUGACGAUGAUGCUACACGGGAAAACGAAGAAAGUGCUGUUUCGGAUUCCAGUGCUGUUAAGGAUGCGGAGACGAAGAUUUGUGAAUCGUCCAUACAGGGUGAUCAGGAACAGGUAGACUCUUCCACCAAUGAGCCUCUAACCGAAGUAAAGGAGGAGGGUAAAGAUAAGACAGCGGACGAUGCUCCGGAGGAAGACAAAAAAGAGGAAAAUGCAGAAGCGACUACCGCGACUACUGAGAAUACGAGUAGCAGUAAGAAGAAACCCGCGGCUAGAAAACGAUCGAGUACCAGCAAGGCCUCUGGAGGGAAAUCUUCCAGAAGUUCCAAGAAACGUAAGAGUCGCAUUGCGCCAGAUUCCGAUGGUGAGGAAUUAGCGGCGACACCUCCACCAUCGCCGGAAGCAGGCGACGACAUGAAUAAGCGACGUUCUGCAAGAAAUACUCAUCGUAAGAAAUAUGUGGAUGAUGUAAUGUUACGUUUCUCCGAUGACGAUGUUCCUCUGCAAGACUCUCAACUAUCGAAAAAGGUGGAAGGGGCGAACGCUUCAAAGCCUGCUGCCGCAAAGAAGGAGGGCGGUGAGGGCGGCGAAGUCGGACCUAACAAACCUAACUUUGUAUACAUUAACACCACUGAUGAGGAUUCUAUGGUUGUGCAACAUAUUUUGUGCUCUCGAAUGGGAAAGAGAGAGGUUAAGCCCGUGGUACCGAAGAUAGAAGCGUCUCCGGAAAAGAAUGCGGAUAAGGAAGAAUCCGCUGAUAAUAAAGAUAAGACGUCCGACAAUCCCGUGAAAGAGGAAGAUGUAGAAGAUACCGAGAAAGAAAUAAAGACUGAGGAUACGACCGAGGAUAAAGAAAAGAGUGAAACCGAUAGCGCGAAGAAGGAAGAUGCAAAGAAACAGGAGGAAUCGCCUGGGGAUUCCAAACCAAUCGAUACCGCCGUUGUCGAAGCGAAGCCACAGUUUACCGAAAUGGAAGAAUAUUUCGUAAAAUAUCGAAAUUUUUCUUAUUUGCAUUGCGAAUGGAGAACAGAAGAGGAAAUGUAUAAAGGAGACAAACGUAUUCAAGCUAAAUUAAAACGAUUUAAGCAGAAGCAACAACAAAACACCAAUAUUUUCGAAAAUACCGAAGAUGAUCCCUUUAAUCCAGACUUUGUCGAAGUUGAUCGAGUCUUAGAUGAAGCAACUCACACAGAUCCACAUACUGGAGACACAGUCCGACACUAUUUGGUCAAAUGGCGAUCCCUGCAAUACGAAGACUCUACCUGGGAAUUGGAAGAAGAUGUUGAUCCUGAAAAAAUAGCACAAUUUGUGAGAUUUAAUAAAGUGCCACCUAAGGAGCAGUGGAAGCCGAAGAAGAAACCCAAUGCUGCAGCUUGGGUAAAGCUGGAGGAAUCGCCGAUUUACAAAAAUAAUAACAGUUUAAGACCGUAUCAAUUAGAAGGAUUAAAUUGGCUAUUAUUUUCGUGGUACAAUGGACACAACUGUAUUCUUGCCGAUGAGAUGGGACUGGGAAAGACAAUUCAAUCUCUAACAUUUGUGGAUGCAGUUUACAAGUACGGAAUUCGCGGACCGUUUUUAAUCAUAGCUCCUUUGUCGACCAUUCCAAAUUGGCAGCGAGAAUUCGAAAGCUGGACCGACAUGAAUGUUGUAGUAUAUCAUGGAUCUGCGGCGAGUCGUACUAUGCUUCAAGAAUAUGAAGUCUAUUACAAGAACGAAAAGGGACAGCAAAUCAAAGAUUUGAUCAAAUUUAAUGUGUUGAUUACGACAUUUGAAAUCAUUAUAACCGACUUUAACGAACUACGUGGAUACAAUUGGCGACUCUGCGUCAUAGAUGAAGCUCACCGAUUAAAAAAUCGGAAUUGUAAGCUUCUUGAAGGACUGAGACAAUUAAAUUUGGAGCACAGGGUACUUCUGUCGGGCACGCCGCUACAAAAUAACGUCAAUGAAUUAUUUUCCUUGUUGAACUUUUUGGAGCCGCAACAGUUUUCGAGCAAUGAAGCAUUUUUGAAAGAAUUUGGUAAUCUAAGCAGCGAGGGUGAAGUAAACAAGCUGCAACUUCUCUUAAAACCAAUGAUGCUACGUCGUCUAAAGGAGGAUGUUGAGAAAUCAUUAGCGCCGAAAGAAGAGACCGUUGUCGAGGUGGAACUUACGAAUAUCCAAAAGAAAUAUUACCGCGGCAUACUCGAGAGAAACUUCUCGUUUCUUGCAAAGGGCACCACAUCGGCGAACAUUCCGAAUCUCAUGAACACUAUGAUGGAGUUGAGAAAGUGUUGCAUCCAUCCGUUUCUGCUGAACGGUGCCGAAGAUCAGAUACAAUUGGAUUAUAAGACCGGUGAAAAGGAGGAUUCCGAGGCGUACUAUCACGCGCUAGUAAAUAGCUCCGGAAAGAUGGUAUUGAUCGACAAAUUGUUACCGAAACUAAAAGCUAGUGGUCAUCGAGUCUUGGUAUUUAGCCAGAUGGUAAAGUGUCUAGAUUUACUUGAGGACUAUCUGCUGUAUAAGAAGUAUCCUUAUGAAAGAAUCGACGGUCGGAUUCGUGGAAAUUUACGUCAGGCUGCUAUUGACCGUUACAGUAAGCCUGAUUCAGAUAGAUUUGUUUUCUUGCUCUGCACAAAAGCUGGUGGACUCGGUAUUAACUUAACUGCGGCUGAUACUGUCAUUAUUUAUGAUAGUGAUUGGAAUCCGCAGAAUGAUUUGCAAGCGCAGGCACGUUGCCAUCGCAUCGGGCAGCAAAAAAUGGUCAAGGUAUAUCGUCUACUCUGCCGCAAUACGUACGAGCGGGAAAUGUUCGACAAAGCAUCUUUAAAAUUGGGUCUCGACAAAGCAAUCUUGCAAUCUAUGAAUACCAGCCAAGGCGGUAAAGAUCCCAGUAACAAACAGCUAACGAAGAAAGAGAUAGAGGAUCUAUUGAAAAAGGGCGCUUACGGUGCUAUUAUGGACGACGAUAACGCCGGCGAUAAAUUUUGCGAAGAGGAUAUUGAACAGAUACUCGAACGAAGAACUCAGAUUAUCACGAUAGAAGCUGAGAAGGGUUCAACAUUCUCGAAAGCGAGUUUUGCGUGUUCGUCGAAUCGAUCGGACAUUAAUAUAGACGAUCCUGAUUUUUGGAAAAAAUGGGCGAAGAAAGCAGAGAUCGACACAACAGAAAAGAAGGAGGAGGACGAGCUGGUGAUAUCGGAGCCUCGGCGAAGAACACAAAUCAAGCGUUACGGUCACGACGAAUCGGUGGUCGAUAUGUCCGAGUUGGACAGUUCAGACGAGAACAGUGAUGACGACACGAGUAUUGGCUUGUCCGGCAGAAGCAAGAAACGGCGCGAUAAGUUCGGCAAGAAGACGCGUAAAUUCUACGACGAAUACGUGCCGCGCGAAGGAGAGGUGGUGUACGGCAGUUGGGCGCGUAGCGAAUGCUUCAAAGUGGAGCGCGGACUACUGACAUUCGGCUGGGGUCGCUGGGAGGAGAUCCUGCAACACAGCCAGUUCCGACGCGGUUGGCGCGAGAUUGACGUUGAGGAUUGCGCGCGUGUCAUUCUCCUCUAUUGUCUACGCUACUAUCGUGGCGAUGAGAAGAUUCGUAGCUUUAUCUGGGACCUCAUCACCCCAAUAGAGAACGGAGAGAAGGUGAAGAACAUAUCGGUGAACACCAGCAGCAGGAACAGUCGCCAGAAAAAGAAAGGCCGCGUCCGAGAGGGUAGAGAGACCAGGGGCUCAAUCAUCAACGGUGGACCGAGCGAUCCUAGUCACUGGAGCAACGCAGAGAAAUUCGAUGGGGACAUCUUUCUCGAGAGCAAUUAUAGGAAGCAUCUCAGUCGACAUGCCAACAAAGUAUUAUUGCGCGUGCGAAUGCUGUAUUACAUCAAACACGAGAUUAUUGGCGAUUUGGUUCAGCACAUCUCCGACGGUGUUCACGUCAGUGCGUUGCCGAUAGACCCUCCACAGUUGACGGAACGACCGGCGAAAUGGUGGGACACGACAGCAGAUAAAUCCUUAAUAGUUGGCUGCUACAAACACGGCUAUGAGAAUUACGACCAGAUGAGGACUGAUCCCGCGCUUUCUUUCAUUACAAGCUGUCCUCCCCCUUUCCAGAACUCUCAGAACAAGAGUACCGCCGACAGCAGCAGCAGAGACGAUAAUAGUUUGGAGAACGACGUGGACGAUAGCGAAUCUCCCGGAAUGACAAAGGACUCGAAAGAUUCCGACAAAUUUAGAGAAACGCCAACGGAUUCUCCUGCUAUUUCGAGUAAAGCGGAUACCCCGAUACCGGAAGCUAGCGGCAGUCACGACGAUGGCCUUCUUCCGGACGACGAAAAGACUUGGCCAUCCGUGGUAGAUCUUAAUACGCGAUUACGUCGCGUUAUAUCUUCUUAUCAACGGACCGUUAAUAAGAAGGAGGAUGUUAAAAUUAUUCCAAAAAGUAAAAUAGGAAUGGAAAGUGAGACUUCUACCAUAAAUCAUACCGGAAUGAUGCACGAACCGCCCUUGAAUAUGCAGGGAUGGGAUUUGCAACAACAAUUAGCGUAUCUUUUGAAAAUGGAAAAAAGAGAGAAAAUGGAGGCUAUAGUGAAGGAACGAGAACGCACUCGUAUCGAGGAGCAAAAAGCCAAAUGGACUCGCCGUGAAGAAAGCGAGUUUCUACGAGUGGUAUCUACAUAUGGCGUUAAUUAUGACAGAAAGAAAGCUCAAUAUGACUGGACUAAAUUCAAAAGUAUCGCCAGAUUUGACAAGAAGACGGACAACGACCUCACGGACUAUUACAUGUCGUUUAGAGCAAUGUGCAAGAAGGUCUGCAACGCGAAACUGAACGAAGAAGAAGAUUUUACAGAUGUUCCGGUGGAUCAGUUGAGUCCUGCCAAAGCGAGACAGAUACUUGAUCGCGUCGAUCUCCUGAGUAAGAUUCGCGAGGAGAUUCUGUCGCAUCCGCAUCUCGAGGAACGAUUGUCGUUGUGCCAGCCGUCAGGAGACACACCGGAUUGGUGGCAACCUGGAAAACACGACAAGGAAUUAUUACUCGGAGCUGCGAAGCACGGUCUCGGACGUACCGAUAUCACUAUACUGAACGAUCCGGACUUUUCCUUUCACAAACUUCUCUCGAGAGGGAUGUAUGCGGGCACGCAAACACCUAAAACAAUAGACAAGUCCGAAAAAGCGAUAAAGAUCGAGAAUAGAGAAGAUAUCUUGAAAUUUGACAAGGAUGAAAUACUCGUGAAGCUGGAAAAGGGCGAAGGAACUCUAAAAAUUGAAAAAGUUGGAGCGAAGAAAGAUCAAAGUGUUACCGAUAAGAAGUCUGAGAACGCGGACUCCGAAAAGAGUCAGGUGGAAUUGACCAUCGUCAAAGCGGAGACUAAAUCCGAGGAGAAAUCAGUCAGUAGCUCGUUGAUGAUCACUAGCGUCGCGAGAACGUCGGAUGUGGAGAAUGUUACUGUAAAAAGCGAAGAGAAAAGCGAGCUGGCAAUAGAGCCAGUUAAAUGCGAUAACAUCAAAGUCAAUCAAACUGGUGUUGUCAAAGAGACUGAUGAGAAAUUAGCGAAGGAAGCUAGUUCAGAGAAUGCUGAGAGUCCUGCUAUUGUGGAAAUCGAAAAAGAGGAUAAGACUCAAGAAAACGAUGUUAAACAAGAAGUCGAAUCCGCCGAGAAAUCGAACGAAUCGCAAGUGCAAGAUGCCGAGAAAAUGGAAACAGUCGAGAAAGAUAUGGAGAUUAAAGAAAACGUGGAGAAUAUCGACAAGAGUGUUGAAAAUACCGAGCCCGCUAUCGAGGAUGAUAACAAAGCAAAGUCGGAUAACGCGCCAAUUAAAGAAGAAACUGAAACGCAAGAAGCGAAGAGCUCCGACAUUGCCAAAGAAAAAACGAAGAUUUCGCAGAUGGAAGAUAAGUGCAGCGUCCAGGCUGCGGAAUUGAAAGCGAUGUUCCCGGAUCUGGAAGUAAUACAACCGUUGUCACGAUUAACACAGAUCGAUACGUUUGUUUUGCGAGACAAACCGGCAGAUUACAAUAACGAACCUACGGUGAUGCAGCUUUUGGCGCAUGGUUGUGCCAGUACAUCGAUAAAGUGGCCGAAGGAGCAUGCAAUCGAAGCUCGUUUAAUGCACAUCGUGCACGCGAUAGAGCAUAAAGAAUGGCCAGUAUCGGUGAACUUUAGCGCCGGCGAAGAGUUGGACAUCCCGCAAAACGAAAAGGAAUGCUCAGAAGUUAUAACUAUCACUACAGAUCACGGAGUGUCCAGGUCAAUGGUGAGCGGAAACAAUAUAUCCGCUUCAAAGAAACGUAAGAGGCACAUCGCUAUCGACGUAGAGACCGAACGAGCCAAGCUUCACGCGCUUCUCAACAGCAGUCAUCUAAGCACACCGUCGCCGGCACCACUCAGCAAACCGGUGCUUUCGACCAACUGGGAGAUGAACGACGAGUCUCAAUCCGAGGAAUCGCGACGCUCUACGCCGGUACAGCCACCGCCGGCGCAUCAGCAAGCGCGAACGCCGAAUAUGCCCUUCGACCUAAAGUACACCGUUCCAGGCAAAACGACCGUUAUACCCGGAACAUCGAGCACGUUGACGCCCAUCGAUUUAUCUGCUGGAUAUCCAAAAUCAAGCUCUGAUAAUAACAAGGACAUUAUGAACGAAGUGCAAGACUUUUCCAUGCCGAACAAGAAUAAACAAGUCAGUAGCAACAAAGGAAAGUUGGACAGUAUGUUGGACAAACUUAUGAAACGGAAAUCUUGUCCGACGGAGGAGCCAAUAAUCGGAAAGGAGAAAAAACGCAGGAAACUCGACGAGAUAGUAUUAGGCCUGAGUGCCGCGAAGGAGCAACAGAGUAGUCAUUAUCCUGAGCACAGCAAGAAGAAUACAAUUACGCCUAACGUGACCGUGACACCGACAUCGGCGCCGAUGGGGCUUCCCAAUCCCCAGACCCAGAAACCGUUCUCCAUUACCGUUACGUCGAUUCCAUCUUCGCGUGCCUCGAGCUCCUCCACGUCCGUUUUACCGCCGCCGUCGUUGCAUUCCCACAAGGAUACCUUCUCCGCAUUGUUAGUUCAAGCCGAACAGCAGAAUCGCGAACUGAAGAAACAACAACAACAGCAUCAACAGCAGCAGCAGCAACAACAGCAACAGCAGCAGCAACAACAACAGCAACAGGCAUUUAACUCGGCGCAUCCGUCUUCCUCGAGCAGCAGUCACCGAAAGAGUUAUGAAGCGAUGAUCGCGGACAUUAACAAAGUCGCCGAGUACUCGUCCAAGGUCGGCUCGUAUUCGCACGAAGCGAAGGUAAACAAAUGGUUGGCUGAACAAAGCGCCAUGUCGGAACAAUGCGCGGAAUAUCUGAAUGCUCCUCGACGGCGUAGGCCGCGCGUCGAUCCGUCCUUGUUGGAUUGGAAAAAGCUUACCGGCGAGGAAAACGUUGCCGUCAUUAAUCGAAUAACCGGCAAGAAGGUAACUGGAAGUAAAGCACCUCAAUUGAAACGGCUUGGGCAAUGGCUUAUGGAGAAUCCGAUGUUUGAUGUGGAUCCAAAAUGGGCGGAACUCGUGAAGGAACGCGGCAAUCUUCCGCACGAUUUGCAAAAGAGACUGCCGGGUAACGAACGCGGUGGUGUGAACAAAGGCAAGAGUCCGGGCAGACCGCCCAUGAUGCCCAGUCCUACGAGCCAGCAGUCGGCGAAUUCCGCCAAUCUAGUGGCCACAUCGAUGGCAUCGGGUCUCAAUUUCCCACUUGGCAAUCUCAACAAUUCCCUGCUAUCGGGUCUUUCGCUCGGUAACUUUGAUCCGAAGAAUAAUCCGCUACUGAUGCCGUUCGGCGGUCUAACGAAUCUGGGCGCGCUCAGUGGCCUUGGUAACCUCGGCAAUCUGGGCAGCAUGGGCCUAACGAAUUCGCUGUUCGCCAAUCUUGCUGGAUUAAGUCUACCAUCAUUGGCGGGCAUGGAGGCGGCAUUAAACGCACAGGUGGCCACCAGCAGCGCAGCGGCAGUAGAUGCCGUAAAUAAUCCUAUCGUGAGUUCGGCGGGUGGUAGCAAGAGCGGUGGCGCGGGUUCAUCAUCCGGCUUGAACAGCAGUGGCGGCGGUGGUGGUAGCAGUAGCAGCAAAUCGCGUAGCAACAAACUCGAUCAACCAACGACGACCGGCAAAUCAUCGGCCGCCGCUGGCGGUCCAUCGACUUUGUCCGCAGCUUCCUCUGCAACGAGCCUUCCGAGCCCCUCGCCAUUCCCGUUCUUCCUAUCGAAUCCUAGCCUUCUCUAUACGCCGCUAGGCCUAGGAGGCUUGAAUCCGUUUUCCAUGCAGCCCGGAGGCGUAUCGUCGGCCUAUGAGAGUCUCGCCCAAUGCGGUCUGCUGAAUCCACCGACAUCCAGCGCUUCUUCCGUGGUACGGAAACCUGCAUCUUCGAGCGGCGGCUCCUCGAGGCAGCGUGAAGCUGUACCGGAAUCAUCGUCAUCAUCAUCAUCGUCGUCGUCGACGGCGGCGGCAAAACGAAAGGAGGCCGAGAAGAAGGCGUCUAGAUAUCCUCCAGUGGAUCCGGCUGUGACUCUGCAACAGUAUACGGAUAUGGCGGCGUUACACAGUGGCGAAGACAGGCGUGGCCGCAGUGUCGAACAACAGCAACAGCAGCAUGAAAAGAGGGAAAUGGCGACGACAGAACAAAUCGAUGUAAUGGCAGCGGAUCUAUCUGAGAAGAAGACCGAGCGGAGGAGCAAGGAACAAGAGAUGAAAGAGGCUCUGGAACACUUAAGCAGGACCAGUGCCGAACUGGUCACUCGAACGGUCGACGAUGCACCGAAGCUCGAAAAGCCGCCGAGGAAUCGUAGCAAUAAUACAGACGGCAACAAUCAAAAUUCCGACCACCAACGAUCGACGUUGUCGGCACCACCGCCGCUCGAGGUCACCUUAGAACCUGUUGCUAAGAAGAUGCGUACCGAAGUAGACACGAGUUCAAAAUCGUCUUCGUCUAAUAACGAUGUACCGACGAUAGAGAUUGAACCGGCGACGAGACAAACGUUGCCGACAACACCGACAAAGGCGGCACAACUGCCGCCUUCACAAGAUGAAAACAACACUUCGUCUGUGGAAACGAAUACCGCGAUCAAGAAGGAAGUGAACGAGACGGCAACGACACCGACGACGUCGACGUCGGCCGCGAAUACGAUGUCGCCAUUGACGACGCAGAAGAGCGAGGCUGGUAAUAAGCCUACUGCGUCGGAAGUGGAAGAGGAUGGUAAAGGAGGACCCAAGGCAAAGAAAGCGCGUAGCGGCAAACGACUGAACGUGGAACCACCGCCGGAGCGAAAAAAUCUUCGUUCGAGUGCCGGCAGACAGGCACGAGCGGCUGCAGAACGACAAGCGCGAAUGGAAGGAGAGAUGCAACAGCAGCACUCCGAGCAGCAGCAGCAGCAAGACAGUCAUGUGGCCGGUGAAUGAGUCGUAAGGGAUCGUCGCGUAUUAACUGAAACAAUGAGUAGCGAUCACCUAGAAAGUCCCAUGGCGAUCUGACAAAAAGAAAUUGUGGACAUGCAGUCACUGCCCCACGUUUUUUUUUUCUAUUUCUAUUCCACUGAUUCGACACUGUUCGCACAACGAAGAUCUAUAUAUGUAUAUAGAUAAUUCCCUGUUCGACAAUGAUUGGCGCUCGUGAAAGUGUUGUUGCUUCAAAAUAGAUUAAUUAAGCACAAGUGCAUCGAAAGGAGGCUACAGACAUUGGGACAUGGACAUGGUAGAAUCUACCGUAGCUUUCAAUUCAAUUCUCCAAUGAUGUAUGUAUGUGUGUGUGUAUGUAUGUGAAUACAUGGAACUUCUGUAUCCUGAUGGAGACGGAUUCUGCAAAGGAUAAACUGCGUAUUAUUGAUAGCAGUGUCACAGUGCAGGUUUGCGAAAAGUUGUGAGAGAGAGAAGGGUCUCUCAAAUAAGAAGGCUGCGAUAGUAUUUUAUGAUUCGAUACUUUGUGUAGUAAUUAAUUUUUAAUUGCGUAAUAAUAAACGAUAUGAUAAAGGUAUAGUUUUGUUAAAUUUAUUAUCUUAUACUAUAUCUUAUUGGUUUUGAUCAGGGACUGUUUUAUAUAUGAAAUAUAUUAUAAAAUUGUGUACUCGCUAUUGCGCAUAAAGCAAUUUAAAAGCAAGAAACACAAGGCGAAAUAUAAUCGUAAUGUAGAAAAAAAAUAAUUACAGUAAUAACUUAAUAAAAAGAUAAGAAUGUAAAUAUUAUACACAUUAUGCCUAGAGAUAGUAAACAAUGUACUUGGAAAAAAAUGUAUAUAUAACGCAGUGUACUUUUAAUUACAUUAGGUGAAAUAAUAAACAGCUUCUUUUGUUGUUUGCA
Molecule: messenger RNA, 15055 nt
Organism: Formica exsecta
Lineage: Eukaryota; Metazoa; Arthropoda; Insecta; Hymenoptera; Formicidae
Gene: kis
Product: chromodomain-helicase-DNA-binding protein 7
Exons: 22
Coding region: 965-14161 (4398 amino acids)
Molecular function (GO): protein binding; ATP binding; ATP-dependent chromatin remodeler activity
Source: RefSeq, a predicted model, not a curated record